AUGACACACUGGAAUUCAAGCAAGGAUAAAAGUGGAACGCUGAUUGAAAGACCGUAUAACUACACUAAAGCGUUUGGUCAACAAAACAAGGAUCACAAGAGGCCACCUGGUGACGGAAUUAUCGCCAGAAGAGGAACAAUCAUUGGAGGAUUUAAAGGAGUGGAUCAAAAUAAUGAGGAUAGAUUAGAUCCGAUAAUUCAAUUUGAGUUAAUUGGUACAAUGCAGCAGUUCAACUAUUCAACAACACAUUAG
Messenger RNA from Brugia pahangi, 252 nucleotides. Lineage: Eukaryota; Metazoa; Nematoda; Chromadorea; Rhabditida; Onchocercidae. The record is from the annotation of a GenBank genome assembly.